AUGGCUGUGAAACAGCAGAUGAAAGACAAGAUAGGUACGGCAUUCUAUCAGGCAAACCUGUCCAAACCACCCCAAUGGCAACAAACAUUCAAGUUGCGAUACCUGGAUGCGAUCCUUAAGGAGUCAAUGCGAUGCUGCCCGGUCAUACCGUUUGGCCUAGAGCGUGUCGUUCCACCAGGCGGUAUCAUUCUUGAAGACCGAUUCAUUCCCGAGGGAACUUUACUAGAAUGCCAUAUCGAGGCUCUUCGAAAUGAUAGAGCGGUAUAUGGGGAAGAUGGUGAAGUCUUUCGACCAGAGCGUUGGCUUACCACUGACACCCAGCGGCGACGACGCAUGGAGCAAGGACUGUUGGAAUUUGAUAUCGGCAGACGAAUUUCACCAGGGGUUUUCGUUGCGUGGAUUGAGUUGAAGAAAGCCGCUGCUUUGAUGAUACUGAACUUUGAUUUCCAUGCUCAGAGAGAUCGCGACCUUAAUAUCACGGCCUAUCAUGAUCUGCCACCCCUGAUGGUCAGUUUUUCUCAGAGGGUACACUGA
Messenger RNA from Aspergillus wentii DTO 134E9, 534 nucleotides. RefSeq lists its product as uncharacterized. The transcript has 3 exons. Bases 1 to 534 code for a protein of 177 amino acids. The record is from RefSeq and is a predicted model, not a curated record. NCBI's taxonomy places the organism in Eukaryota, Fungi, Ascomycota, Eurotiomycetes, Eurotiales, Aspergillaceae. Gene Ontology annotation, molecular function: heme binding; oxidoreductase activity, acting on paired donors, with incorporation or reduction of molecular oxygen; iron ion binding.